Molecule: messenger RNA, 1071 nt
Organism: Striga hermonthica
Lineage: Eukaryota; Viridiplantae; Streptophyta; Magnoliopsida; Lamiales; Orobanchaceae
Source: the annotation of a GenBank genome assembly
AUGGCGGCCAUGGCUACAACCAUCACCUCCUCUCUCGCCAAAUCCUCCUUCCACGGCGCGCAGAUCCGCUCACGCGCCGCCCUCCCAACCAGAUCCGCCACUCAUAACCUCUCCGUCGCGGCGUCGAUGUUGGCGUCCUCCUCCCCGUCUCCUGAUACGCCGUAUGACCUCAGCACCUUUCAAUUCCGGCCGAUCAAGGAGUCGAUCGUCGCCCGGGAGAUGACCCGCCGGUACAUGACCGACAUGAUCACCUACGCCGACACAGACGUCGUCAUCGUCGGCGCCGGAUCCGCCGGCCUCUCCUGCGCCUACGAGCUCAGUAAGAACCCCGACAUCAGCGUCGCCAUUAUCGAGCAGUCCGUCAGCCCCGGCGGCGGCGCGUGGCUUGGCGGCCAGCUGUUCUCCGCCAUGGUCGUCCGCAAGCCGGCGCACCUCUUCCUCGACGAGAUCGGCGUGGCCUACGACGAGCAGGAGGACUACGUCGUAAUCAAGCACGCUGCCCUCUUCACCUCCACCAUCAUGAGCCGCCUCCUCGCCCGCCCCAACGUCAAGCUGUUCAACGCUGUGGCCGCCGAGGACCUGAUCGUGAAGUCCGGCAGGGUCGCCGGCGUCGUCACCAACUGGGCGCUGGUCUCGAUGAACCACGACACACAGUCGUGUAUGGAUCCGAACGUGAUGGAGGCUAAGGUGGUCGUGAGCUCGUGCGGCCACGACGGGCCGUUCGGGGCCACCGGUGUCAAGCGGCUCAGGAGCAUAGGGAUGAUUGAGAGCGUGCCCGGGAUGAAGGCGCUCGACAUGAACGCAGCCGAGGAUGCCAUCGUCCGCCUCACACGGGAGAUUGUUCCGGGGAUGAUCGUCACCGGAAUGGAGGUCGCCGAGAUCGACGGGUCACCAAGAAUGGGGCCGACGUUUGGGGCGAUGAUGAUCUCAGGUCAGAAAGCGGCCCAUUUAGCGCUGAGGGCUUUGGGCCAACCGAAUGCGUUGGACAAUGGGUCUUACAGCAAUGAGAAAGAGGCCCAGCCGGAAUUCACCCUGGCCUCAGCCGAGGUUGAUGAGGUCGUCGAUGUGUAG